Leptosia nina is the source of this 456-nucleotide messenger RNA. The record is from the annotation of a GenBank genome assembly. NCBI's taxonomy places the organism in Eukaryota, Metazoa, Arthropoda, Insecta, Lepidoptera, Pieridae.
AUGUCAACUCCUGCUCGACGACGUCUGAUGAGAGAUUUCAAACGCCUUCAAGAAGACCCACCAACAGGAGUUUCGGGAGCACCUACUGACAAUAAUAUUAUGAUCUGGAAUGCUGUGAUUUUUGGACCUCAUGAUACUCCAUUUGAGGAUGGGACAUUUAAACUUACUAUUGAGUUUACUGAGGAGUACCCAAACAAACCUCCUACAGUCCGUUUUGUAUCUAAAAUGUUUCAUCCAAAUGUUUAUGCAGAUGGCGGAAUAUGUUUAGACAUCUUGCAAAAUAGGUGGAGUCCUACCUAUGAUGUAUCUGCUAUUUUAACAUCUAUACAGUCAUUAUUAAGUGACCCCAAUCCUAAUUCACCAGCAAAUUCAAUGGCAGCUCAACUGUACAAGGAAAACCGACGAGAGUAUGAAAAGCGAGUGAAAGCGUGUGUAGAACAAUCAUUUAUUGAUUAA